Molecule: messenger RNA, 396 nt
Organism: Lichtheimia ornata
Lineage: Eukaryota; Fungi; Mucoromycota; Mucoromycetes; Mucorales; Lichtheimiaceae
Exons: 1
Coding region: 1-396 (131 amino acids)
Source: RefSeq, a predicted model, not a curated record
AUGCAUUCCCGCAAAUCUUUUAUUGUUACGAUUAGUGUUGCAUUCGUGCUCUUUGUGGCUUACUGUCAAGCUGAUCAAGUGCCUCCUAGUACACAAGAUUCUCAAGGAGCUACUACUACAGGACAAGAAAACGCAAGGCCACCCAACCCUGCGUUAGAAGAGUGCGAGAAGGAUUGCACGUCAUGGGGAUCUAUAAGCCGGCAAAACCAAUGCAAGGAUGAAUGCUUGUGGACCUACGCAAAAGAUCUUCAAACAACCGAUAAUCCUGCACAAGGACAGCCAAAGCCCACGUUACAAGAGUGUGAGGAAGAUUGCAUGAAGACAUGGGGAACUAAAAGCAAGCAAAACCAAUGCAAGGAUGAAUGCUUCUUGACCCACGCACGGCAGAGUGGCUAG